Molecule: messenger RNA, 1083 nt
Organism: Penicillium alfredii
Lineage: Eukaryota; Fungi; Ascomycota; Eurotiomycetes; Eurotiales; Aspergillaceae
Product: SIR2 family NAD-dependent protein deacylase
Exons: 2
Coding region: 1-1083 (360 amino acids)
Molecular function (GO): NAD+ binding; histone deacetylase activity, NAD-dependent
Source: RefSeq, a predicted model, not a curated record
AUGGGUAACGAAGAAUCGGUCAUCGUGGAUGAUUCCACAUCCCCCUCGGUGCUGGAAGCACGCAGUAUCGAAGCGGUGGCCAAACACAUCAAAGAGCGCAAUGUGAAGCGGAUUGUGGUGAUGGUGGGAGCGGGUAUCAGCACCUCGGCUGGUAUUCCGGAUUUUCGCUCACCAGAUACUGGGAUCUAUUCGAAUUUGGCCUUUCUAGACUUGCCAGACCCCGAAGCUGUAUUCGACAUUAGUUUCUUUCGGCAGAACCCCAAGCCAUUCUAUGCUCUGGCACAUGAGCUAUACCCGGGACGUUAUCGCCCGACGAUUGCACACUCAUUCAUCAAGUUGCUUUACGACAAGGGAAUGCUGCUGAAGCAUUUUACGCAAAAUAUUGACUGCCUGGAGCGCCAGGCCGGUGUACCCGGUGAGAAGAUCAUCGAGGCACAUGGCAGUUUCGCAACGCAACGCUGCAUUGAUUGCAAGACUCCCUUUCCGGAUGAGCAGAUGCAUCCGAUUGUCCACAAGCACGAGGUGCCCUACUGUCCCGAGUGUCGGGGUCUCGUAAAGCCCGACAUUGUGUUCUUUGGCGAGGCAUUGCCAGAGAAUUUCUUCACCAACCGUUCAUUACCGGCCGAGGCGGAUCUAUGCAUUGUCAUGGGGACCAGUUUGUCUGUCCAGCCAUUUGCCAGUUUACCCUCGCUGUGCAGCGAUGGGGUUCCUCGCGUUCUGAUUAACAAGGAGCGCGUUGGCGGCAUGGGGUCCCGGCCAGACGAUGUGCUGAUCCUAGGCGAUUGUGAUGCUGGCGUGCGGCGAUUUGCCCGGGCCAUGGGAUGGGAGGAAGAAUUGGGGGCGCUGUGGAAAGAGACUAAUCCGGACCCUAAGGCUCGGGCGGAGGAGAGUGCUCCGCCGCAGACCCGCGACGAGCGGCUCCAGGACGAGGUGGAGCGUCUCACAGAAGAUAUUGACCGGACCCUGGGGAUGACGGAUGCUUAUCAGCAGCGGGUACGCGAGAGACUUGAGUCGAACGAAGCACACCGCCAGUCUGACAGUGGUCUUGCCCAUGUGUUCCCACACUUGGCGCGCAAGCCAUGA